Molecule: messenger RNA, 1625 nt
Organism: Epinephelus lanceolatus (giant grouper)
Lineage: Eukaryota; Metazoa; Chordata; Actinopteri; Perciformes; Serranidae
Gene: nphs2
Product: NPHS2 stomatin family member, podocin
Cellular component (GO): plasma membrane
Source: RefSeq, a predicted model, not a curated record
AGCAACCCACAGCGGCAAAAGUCCCAAAAUCUCCUCCUGCCUUGCUGCUAUCACCCAAAAAGAGAACCAUCCACUGACCCAUCGAGCAGAAACAUCCCUCCUAUGCUCUUGACUGCAGAGCCUCCAGCCAGCAUGGAGAACUCCUCCAAUGUCCAGCCUGGCCUCUCACCAAGAUCCAGAAUGACGCCCAGGAAGGAGAAGGAGAGCAGAGCCUCUGUGGCUCCCAGAAGUCACAGACAAAGGCCAUCGAAGGCAGGCCGGGCCCCCGAGGCAUCAUCAGGGAGGAAAGAGAGGCAACAGAAGGAGAAGCCAGAGACAAAUGAGAUGAAGGUGGAGCAGGAGACAGAAGUGAAGGUGAGAUCCACUGUGGUGGACAUAGACAGCGUCAGAGACAAUGAGGUCAAGGAGGAGAACCUGGGGCUCCUGGAAGCAGCGGAACAGGACGGUCUGAAGCGCAAGAGCCUGGGAGUGUUUGAGUGGAUGCUGAUGGUCUUCGUCUUGGCUGUGGUUCUCCUCUUGUUCCCGCUUUCCAUCUGGUUCUGUGUCAAAGUAGUGAGGGAGCAUGAGAGAGCUGUGGUCUUCAGAUUGGGUCACCUACUGCGUGGAAGACCGCGGGGACCAGGCCUUCUUUUCUACCUCCCAUUCCUGGAUGUGUGUCACAAGGUUGACAUCCGACUGAAAAUGCUGAAGGUUCCUCUUCACACGGUGGUGACAAAGGACAUGGUGAGGCCGGAGCUCAGUGCGGUGUGUUAUUACCAGAUAGAGAACGUGGCUUUGUGCAGCACGGCUCUGUCCAGUCUGACCACAGUGCUGCAGACUCUGGUCCAGGCAGCGGUCAGAGACAUUCUCGCCCAGCACACGUUCAGCCACAUCCUGCUGCACAGGAGGAGGAUCGGACAGCAGAUACAAGCAGCGGUUGACUCUGUUGCUUGCCACUGGGGCAUCAGGGUGGAGAGAGCAGACAUAGACGAGCUCAGUUUUCCCGUGGAGUUACAGCAGAGUCUGGCUGCCGAGGCUGAGGCCAAGAGACAACACCAGGUCAGAGUCAAAGCAACAGAGGCAGAGAGAGAUGCCUGGGAGGGGUUCAGGGCUUCCCUCCGUCUCCUCCAUCCUGCCCUUGUCCUUCCACUCAACCCAGAUCUUCUCAGCGUGACCCCUGACCUCUCAUCUCUACCACCUCCUCCUCCCCCUGCGGUGGAAGGAGAGGGAGGGACAACAGAGGGGGAGCCAGAUACAGACUCGCCAAUGAUGUGACAGAUUGUUAUGACAUGAGUGCUUAUUACUGUUCAAAUCUUCUAGAUUUAUUGUUAUUGAACACCUAACAGAAGAGACUAUGAAAAAGUAAUUUUCACAGAGAUGUUAUCAUGUUUAAGAAAUUUCCUUUAAGCCAAAUGAUUGUUUAUUUAAAUGAGUGCUUUGGAUUUUUGAGCAAUUUACGCUGAUGAGCUUUAGCACUGAAGGAUCUGAGAGCCUCUACUUAUGAUAAACUUGGCUUGUGUUGUGUUGGAAAAUAAAUGCCCAGAGAAGGAUAACUUUUUGGCAUGUUGCAAUGUCUGCAGAUACAUCAUUUUUUUGAGAGAAAACCAUAACUAAUCUGUUUUUACAUGCCACAUCACAAGGUCAAA